AUGCUGAUGCGAUGGCAGUGUUACGGAUUGGGGCGGCGUGAUUCUGGUGGCUGUGUUGGUAGAUACGGUUUGGGGUUUCGUGUCACACUAGAGCUGCCUCGGGUUCUUUUUGAUUUGAUUAACCAACGUAGCCCACGCAUCUUUACGUCAAUCAUUUCUUUGUGGUUGUACUUCCUUUCUAUUUUAUUCUAUCUACUUUCCUUCUAUAUUUUUUUUUACCCUGUGGAGUUACUCGCUUUUUAUCCGCCCUCAACUUUCUGUCUUUCUUUCUCUCUAUCGAUCCCUCUCUUUCACUAUAUCUCUCUUUUCUGUUUCAGCUUCCAUAUCUUUGUUCUCGUGUAUUCCCCCACUCUCUCUAUUUCAUACUCCCUCAUUCCUUCGUUGUGCUUUCUUUCUCUUUGCCUUCUUUUCCAAUGUUUCUCUCCUCCCUUUCUCAUUGUCUUUGCUUUUCUUCCUUCGCUUCGUGUUUUUUCUCAAAUUUGCUUUUACUGUAACUCUCUUAUUCUGCUUUUACCUUCACAUUUUCAAACUUUUUAUCAAAUGAAUGUCUGCAUGCUUCCCAUGAAUGCUUAG
This is a messenger RNA of Acanthosepion pharaonis, 573 nucleotides long. NCBI's taxonomy places the organism in Eukaryota, Metazoa, Mollusca, Cephalopoda, Sepiida, Sepiidae. The record is from the annotation of a GenBank genome assembly.